CUCAGCUCGGGAAGGGAUGGGCUCGCGCUGCCGGCCGUGGGCGUGGACUCGGGCGUGGGCACUGGCGGAGUUCCAAGCCCGGGCUGAGGAGGGGGCGGCAGCCGCGGGCGGGUACCCUUCGACUGAGCGUUGCCGCUGUUCCCUGCGCGGCAUGGAGGGGACGGCUGUGGCCGUGUUCGAGAUUUUGAGAUUUUUAAUAAUUCACUGGAAGUGUGACAUAGAUGUAUCAAAGGGAGCAUUGCUAGAAGGGCAGCUAGUGAUUUCCAUAGAAGGAUUAAAUUCUAAGCACCAGGCAAAUGCUCUUCAUUGUGUAACAACUAUUGCUUCUGCAGGAAGCCUUUUUGGUGGCAUGGUCCUUAAGAAGUUCCUAAAAGAAAUACAGUCCAUACUGCCCGGAAUCUCUGCAAAGCUGACUUGGACUUCAGAGGAAGGCAGCUAUUCUCAGGACAUGACAGGGGUAACACCCUUCCAGAUGAUUUUUGAGGUUGAUGAAAAGCCCAGAACCUUGAUGACAAAUUGUCUGGUUAUAAAGCAUUUUUUACGUAAAAUCAUCAUGGUGCACCCUAAGGUCAGAUUUCAUUUCAGUGUAAAGGUAAAUGGAAUCCUCUCCACAGAGAUCUUUGGGGUAGAGAAUGAACCCACUUUGAACCUUGGGAAUGGAAUUGCUCUUGUGGUCGACUCUCAGCAUUAUGUGAGUGGACCAAAUUUUGGUACAAUUGAAUCACACUGCAGCAGAAUUCACCCUGUGCUAGGACAUCCAGUAAUGCUUUUCAUCCCUGAAGACGUGGCUGGCAUGGACUUGUUGGGAGAACUGAUACUGACUCCAGCAGCUGCACUGUGCCCCAGCCCAAAGAUUUCUUCCAACAAGCUUAACAGGAUUUCUUCAGUUUCCAUAUUUCUAUAUGGACCUUUGGGUCUGCCUCUGAUAUUGUCAACUUGGGAGCAGCCAAUGACUACUUUCUUCAAAGAUACCUCUUCUUUAAUUGACUGGAAAAAAUACCAUUUGUGUAUGAUACCCAAUUUGGAUCUCAAUUUGGAUAGAGAUUUGGUGCUUCCAGAUGUGAGUUAUCAGGUAGAAUCCAGUGAGGGGGAUCAGUCUCAGAAUAUGGACCCUCAAGGACAAACUCUGCUGCUUUUUCUCUUUGUGGAUUUCCACAGUGCAUUUCCAGUCCAGCAAAUGGAAAUCUGGGGAGUCUAUACUUUGCUCACAACUCAUCUCAAUGCCAUCCUUGUGGACAGCCACAGUGUAGUACAAAGUUCCAUCCAAUUCACUGUGGACAAGGUCUUGGAGCAACAUCACCAGGCUGCCAAGGCUCAGCAGAAACUACAGGCCUCACUCUCAGUGGCUGUGAACUCCAUCAUGAGUAUUCUGACUGGAAGCACUAGGAGCAGCUUCCGAAAGAUGUGUCUGCAGACCCUUCAAGCAGCUGACACACAGGAGUUUGGGACCAAACUGCACAAAGUAUUUCGUGAGAUCACCCAGCACCAAUUUCUUCACCACUGCUCAUGUGAGGUGAAGCAGCAGCUAACCCUAGAGAAAAAGGACUCAGCCCAGGGCACUGAGGACGCACCUGAUAACAGCAGCCUGGAGCUCCUAGCAGAUACCAGCGGGCAAGCAGAAAACAAGAGGCUCAAGAGGGGCAGCCCCCGCAUGGAGGAGAUGCCAGCUCUGCGCUCCGCCAGGGCCCCGGGCCCGUCAGAGGCCACCCCGCGCCGCCCGGAGGCCACCGCGGCCCCCCUCACUUCUAGCGGAAGGGAGGCCCGCGAGGCUCACGGCAGGGCUCUGGCACCGGGCAGGGCGAGCCUUGGGAGCCGCCUGGAGGACGUGCUGUGGCUGCAGGAGGUCUCCAAACUGUCAGAGUGGCUGAGUCCCAGCCCUGGGCCCUAAGCCGGAUCCCCUUCCGCAAGUGCCCACCAAUCCGGAGGCUGCGGACAGCCGCUGUCCCGUGGUUUAAUAAAGCUGCCCCGCGCUCACCAA
Nomascus leucogenys (northern white-cheeked gibbon) is the source of this 1978-nucleotide messenger RNA. RefSeq names its product TOP6B like initiator of meiotic double strand breaks (gene TOP6BL). Gene Ontology annotation, biological process: meiotic DNA double-strand break formation; reciprocal meiotic recombination. NCBI's taxonomy places the organism in Eukaryota, Metazoa, Chordata, Mammalia, Primates, Hylobatidae. The record is from RefSeq and is a predicted model, not a curated record.